AUGACCUCCAUCGUGGACGAUUGCGCUCAUCAAUGCCUUCUUCCCGAUGGCCAAGCCACAAUUUGUGAUUCCCUGCCGCCCUUUGACGAGGAGCUCGUCGGGGAUGUUACAGUCGAAGAGCUUUCUCUGCCUGCGCCCUCUGAGACGCUUGACGACAACCAAGUCACCUCUGGCUCAUCACUCCCUGCAACUCCCGCGGAGCGACCGUGCACUUUUUGCCCAAGCUCCUUGCCGUUGCCUCCCGCAUCGUGUCCAGCGCGCGCGACGCUGGUGCUGGACCUGGACGGCACUCUGAUUGCUAGCGAAGAGCUUAAUGCCGCAAACUCCGCGUACCUAUGGAACACGCCUGCUGGAGCCCGCGCGCCUGACUACGAGGCGAUGGGACGCCGUGUGUGGCUACGCCCAGGUGUAAGGGAGUUCUUGUCAGGUGUCAGGCCUCACUUCGAGGUUGUGCUGUUUACGGCUGCGACCCAGAACUGGGCGGCGGCAGCAAUCGAGCAGUUGGACCCGGCAGCGGAGCUCUUUGACGUAAUGCUGCAUCGGGACCAUACAACGUCCGAUUUGAUGUGGGACUACGUCAAGGACUUAUCCCGGUUGGGCCGAGACCUUGCGCGCGUGGUAAUUGUGGACGACAACCCGCUAAUGUUCAUGUACCAGCCCGAUAACGCGCUUCAUAUCGGGGCGUACGAAGCUUCCAUCGCGGGCGGCCCCGACAAUGUGUUGCCACGAGUGUCGGAAGUACUCAUAAACCAGGUGGCGCAUGCCAACGACGUCCGGGAAAUUCUAGGACCCAUGGCCGCUGCCAAGUGCUGUAUCACGUCGACAGUUUCGACGGCCGAUGCGGCUACCCAGGCGGAUGUGCAGCAGCAUGGUUCCGCCGCCGCCGGGGUGAUGACUGGAACGAGCGCUGAACAGGCGGAGAGGGACUAUGGGUCCAGCAGUGGCGACCACAGUAUGGUUGAUGCGGCUGAUCACGAGGUCAGCUGCUGUGCAGCCGAGGUACAUGAUGGGGAACGCGUGCAGGGUGAUGCUGCAAUGGACGGCAAUUGGGUCGUCGGGGGUUAUGCGGGCACCCAGGUACCUCACGAUGGGCAAGGCACGCAGGAGCAGGCACAGCAGCGGCAGCCUGAGGAUAGCCAGUGGAGUAAUGGGCUUAGUAACGGUUGUGAGUCUGAAGGCUCGCUUGCUGACAACGCGGAGAAGGAUCUUGAGUGGGAGGGGGAUGAUGAAGGUGCUGAAACGUUUGACGAGCACGGUGCAGCGGCACAGCUGGGAGCGGACGUUGUGGGAAAUAGCCAUCGCCAUCGUACCUGGGAUGAACCGCGUUGCAGUCGUAAGGCCAGCGAAGCAGCAGCCACGGAGACAGCAGGGGUAUCUGCUGCCGUGGUGCAGGAGAGUGGAGAGCAGGACAGCGACGCAUGUCCUGAGGAGCAUAGCGCCAAUAGCAGUGAGGACUUCGAAGCUCUUAUGGAUGAUGCGAUGGCGGAGUACGAUAGUGAUGCAUACGAGAGUCCGUACUGCGCCGGGACCGAGUACGACUAUUCCUGCUCAGCCGGGAAACCCGCAUCUGGUGCGAUCCUUCCGAGAAGUCCGAUCCGCGCAGCUGAUCACGCAGCUGGUAACGGCAACGCUGGCACCGACGGCAUCUGCCAAGCUUUUCCCAGCAGCUGCAGUCAUCGUCCAUGCGCCUUUCAGGUGCCCUGUGCUCUCGGUAGCGAGGCCGCCACGGAUCUUGUGGUGUACAGCCGUAUUGAAGCUGCUGCUGAGCAGCCGGUCGCUUAUGCACGGGUGGACAGCAUAGACGCUAGUUUCGAUGGCAGCAACUCGAUAGUAUCCGUUCCUAUUGAGACUGCUUGUAUUGCAGCAGGCGCUGCCGCAGCUGAGACUUCGACGAAUUCUGGUCGACCGUCGCUGAUGGUCUGCGCUGAUGCUGCGGGAUUAUCUAAUCAGCACCCAUGUCACAUCCUAGAGGAUGCGCAGGCGCAGCCACGACAGCCACCGCUUCCGACAGGGAUGGUUUUCCUAACGGACCUUAAUCCGGCGUUUGGUGCUGGAUGCGCCACCCCAGAUGCCGCUCCGGCAUCGCCCGGAGGUUACGAAGCUAUUGCCUUGUCGGCGUCGGCAGCUCCUGCGGGAGGAGACAUCUCCCGGAAAAUGGGUUCCCUAGGCUGCAAACGUAUGCGGGCGGAGACCGAGGGAAGCAGCGAUGUGUCGGACGGGGCAAGGGAGGUUGCAGCUAAGUUGUGGUGCCAUAGCACUCCCCACAGCACUCGGAUGCACCUUUCACGCUGCGAUGCCCACGCUGGCGACACUCUGGCGGCGAGCGUUGCUGUCGGCUCAUGCUCUGUUCUCCCAGCUGCUGAGGCGGUAGUGCUCGCUGGUGCAUCCUCUUAG
Molecule: messenger RNA, 2394 nt
Organism: Volvox carteri f. nagariensis
Lineage: Eukaryota; Viridiplantae; Chlorophyta; Chlorophyceae; Chlamydomonadales; Volvocaceae
Exons: 4
Coding region: 1-2394 (797 amino acids)
Molecular function (GO): phosphoprotein phosphatase activity
Source: RefSeq, a predicted model, not a curated record